Messenger RNA from Poecilia reticulata (guppy), 4116 nucleotides. The record is from RefSeq and is a predicted model, not a curated record. NCBI's taxonomy places the organism in Eukaryota, Metazoa, Chordata, Actinopteri, Cyprinodontiformes, Poeciliidae.
UCACACCCUCCCUGUCGCCACCUGCUUCACCUGUCUAGAGUCCAUCUCCAGUAGUCCUCCUGAGUCUGACCAUGGUCUGAUGUCAUCCUCUUGAUAGUGAGUGGCAUUGCGACACAGCAGGUCACCUCCUGGCUAUAACCCCAGCGCGGGGCAGCGGGCCAGGCAGUGUGUUCCUCCCACUCCUCUCCACAGAUACACACACACACACACACACACACACACACACACACAGAAAGAGCAAAGCAGAGCCGCACCGUGAGCUCAACCCGACCAGCCAAGGUUACUCAUCAGUCUGCUGCUCUCUGCUGCUUCUCCUCCACCGAUCCUGUAGGGUGAAAAAAAAAAAAUGGAGACCUUAAAUCACAAACUAAAUGCCUACUUUGAAACAUGGAUGGGUCCCAGAGAUAAGCGGGUGCAGGGAAUGCUGCUGCUCGACAAUUACCUGCCAACCUUUGCACUCACAGUCAUGUACCUUCUGAUCGUGUGGAUGGGGCCCAAGUACAUGAAGCACAGGCAGCCAUAUUCCUGCCGAGGCCUGAUGGUGCUCUACAAUCUGGGAGUCACCUGUUUGUCCUUCUACAUGUGCUAUGAGCUUGCUACGACUGCAUGGUACGGUGGAUACAACUUCUACUGCCAGAACACCUACAGCGAGCCAGAAGCGGAUAAAAAGAUCAUAAGCGUCCUUUGGUGGUACUACUUCUCCAAGCUGAUCGAGUUCAUUGACACCAUUUUCUUCAUACUGCGGAAAAACAAUCACCAAAUCACGUUUCUCCACGUCUACCACCACGCCAGCAUGCUGAACAUCUGGUGGUUCGUCAUGAACUGGAUACCCUGCGGUCACUCAUAUUUUGGGGCCUCCCUGAACAGCUUUGUCCACGUUGUGAUGUAUUCCUACUACGGCCUCGCAGCCAUUCCCGCCCUCCGACCGUACCUCUGGUGGAAGAGGUACAUCACCCAGCUGCAGCUGAUCCAGUUCUGUUUGACCGUGACGCAGACGGCGCUGGCGGUGGUCUGGCCGUGCGGCUUCCCCAUGAGAUGGCUGUUCUUCCAAAUAAGCUACAUGUUCUCGUUCAUUGCCCUUUUCUCAAAUUUCUACAUCCAGACGUACAAGAAGCGCAUCGAUUCUCAAAAGAAGGAGCACCAGAACGGUUCGUCUGCGUCGGUAAACGGACACGCCAACGGAACGGCGUCGAUGGAGCGCACAGCGCCCAGAAAGCUCAGGGUGGAUUGAUAUUUGAGAAACUAUGCCCAGUUUCCCACUGUAGCCCGUUAGGUUAUGCUGCUAGAGUUAUAUGUAUAUUUUUAUCUAGACCAGACCAGCACUCACUUCAGAUAAAAUAAGCCAUAGCCACAGACAGCUAUUAUUUCCCUCACAUAAAUACAAAAUAGGUCUGAACUGCUGAAUCGUUAUAGCUCUAAGUGACGAGUACUGUAGUAGUCCUGAAUCUUUACACUUGCGCCUCCCUCGCCUUUUGGUCGGUUAAUUGCUAAGAAAAAGCUCAAUGCAGACAAACAUACAGUCAGAAAAAAUCAGCAAUGCUUUGCACAACAAAGGUCCAAAGAUUAACAAUGGAACAUGUUGGCGGAAUAUUUUAUAGCACAUCAUGAUAUCUGCUUAAGGGACGCUUUAAGACAAACAGCAAUUAGUAUAUUUUUUUUACAGUGUAACUGCAAUGUGAUGCAUAUGUGUCUCACUUUAUCUUAUUCCUGCUUGCACGGUUGCAUAAUCCAAACUUUUAUUCUCAGUCAGGUACUUUUUUCAGGUCGGUUUGAAAUGCCGAACCGUCUCAUCACGACCAAAGCGUUGCUCAUAUUAGCAUUCAGGUUAACUGUGGUCACAGCGUGAAAGGAGAGAUACUGCGUUUUCAAAAGCAGGAUUAAAAAAACAAAAAAAAACAAAACGAUCCAACUUUAAAGGCGUUUUGUCAGAAUAUUAAUUCUCCUUUCACACUGUGUUGCAAGCGACUCAGUUAUUCAUCUGAGAAAUUAUGCAGGGCAUUAUGAGAAAUGCAAAAAGCUUAAAUGUUUUGUUGUCUGUUGUUUCUGGGCAUUUACAUAAGCUUUCAACACUACAUUUUUUUUUUUUACCUGAAUAAGCUGAUGUUCAGAAAGUUCUGAAAAAAAAGAGUGAGUGCUGAAAACUCUAAUAUGACUGAAUAGUUUGGUAUCAACAUUGCAUUACAGUUUUAAUGGCACUUAAAAAUCUAGAUUUAUCCCUAAAUUCUAGAACAUCAGAAGAAAAAAAAAAAAGUCAAAUCCCUGUCUGUGAAUGGCAUGAGUAGCACAGGUAUGAGCAACUCUGCUUGCUCUUUAAUAGAUGUGUUUUGCAGCAGACAUUUUGACGACUGAAUGGCUAAAAAUAGCGAAGGUUCCUCUCAGUAAUCCAGUGAACCUUGGCAGUAUGCAGACCAGCAGCAGCACCAUCUCACAAAGGGAGGCGGUGGAAAAAGUUAAGGGAGUUAACUGCCUUUAACGUUUUCUGUUAGGACAAUUCAAGAAGGUUGCUUUCAGAAAACAACCCUGUAAAACUACAUCAAAACAUUUCAUUCUUAAACAACACACAUGCCAAAGUAUUUUUCCAUGCGAGGCUAGUGUUUUAUAUGAGAGUUCAGUUUUGGAAUUCGAUAUUUAUCUAGACUCAAGCUGUGAAACAAACAUUUGUCGUAUCAUCCCAACUUUCCCAGAAUCAUUAAUGAGCAAAAUGCUGCAGUUAGCUACCAGAUCUGUGUGGUUAAGGGCUAUUUCACUCAUUUCUUUGACAUCUGGACCAAUUUUGUCAGUAAUAUUUUAACUUGUAAAAUCUGGACUGGAUUAAAUGCAAAAAAAAAAAAAAGAAUGAAAGAAACCUUGGCAUUCCAAUUUGUUGACCAGACAUUGCUGCAGAGGUUAGCAUACUUUUGCUUUUCUAAUACAAUGAUAAUAACAGAAAUACAUAAAAUGUGACGUUUAAAGUCACUCACGUGUUAAAAGUUAAAGCUUAAAGCAUCUCUAUAAACGUCCUGCCUUCUGGACCAACUAAUAUAUUUUGUCACGCAGCUUAGAAUGUUAUACUGUAAUUUUCUCUAAUCAAAUUCAUAAAAUGUGUUUAGUUCCUUCAGAAUCCCUCAUCUUAAUUUGUAUCUCACCAACAAUUGAAAAUCAGAAAUGUUCUUUUUUUUUUUUAAACAUAUGCGCAAGUUGAUUUUGAUAGAAAUAAGAGAAUCAGUCAAACUGCGGUGCGUAAGGCUGCUUAUCUUAGCGUAGAUACUGCAGAGUAAAGCACCCACCCUAGCUGAGUCACAAAUCAGCUUACAAACCUCCAAAGCUCACUUUAGGUCUGAUGGGUUCAGACAGAGCCAGGCUGGAUGUUUCCAGCUAAAAUGUUCGGCCUGGUUAACUGACUGCAGCUUGUAGAGCGCACAUGUAGUUAAUGACUCAGUAAGACACUGCCCAAACACGUAGACCUCCGUUUCUCCCACUCAGUAGAUCAGAAAUGUGAAAAUCAGCAUCAAACAAAGGCCACAUUUCUCAGCGCAGUAGACCUGGUCUACUUGUAAGUGCUGAUAUUAUUAAAAACAUGCCAUAACUGUAGCUGUUUUUGUUAAAUUUCUGGUGUAUUUGUAUGUAUUUAUGAGCAGAGUUAGCACUGGUUUAACUCAUAAAGAAAGCAAAAAUGAAUGUAAUGGUAUAAUAUAUAAUUUCUUUAUUUUUAUUUUUCUGAGGUCUGGUGUAAAUUUCAGGUGAUGUGUUAUCACUGAUGCUUUACUUACUGUAACACAUUAAAAACAAACUACAACUCUGACUUCUGGCUUCCGGCAUUACCUUUUUUUUUUUUUUUUUCAGGUGGAAAAUAACCCUAAAGACAUAAAAAUGAAUAAUCUUUCCCUGGAAAAAUGAAGUAACAUGUGUAUCCAUUACUGUGAGAUCCUUGUCUGAACAGGCUAAGAACUGUGUUGCAACAAUUAUUGCUAAGCGAUUUGUCGACUAACGUUUGUUGACUUUACUUUGAUGACUUACUUUGAAACUUAUAGGCAACUUCAAAUGGAAACUUUGCUUGGAAGCUGUAAAAAGUUAUCAUUUUGUAUCAAGUUCUAACUUAAGUGAUCAAAUAAAUAUUUCUGUUUUUGUUAUGUUUUA